Messenger RNA from Loxodonta africana (African savanna elephant), 3009 nucleotides. It is a transcript of the gene SIVA1, whose product is annotated as SIVA1 apoptosis inducing factor. Gene Ontology annotation, biological process: extrinsic apoptotic signaling pathway. Bases 63 to 815 code for a protein of 250 amino acids. Lineage: Eukaryota; Metazoa; Chordata; Mammalia; Proboscidea; Elephantidae. Gene Ontology annotation, molecular function: CD27 receptor binding. The transcript has 4 exons. The record is from RefSeq and is a predicted model, not a curated record.
UGUGACAUCAAGGGUCAGCGACGAGGCGCGCGCCGGCCGAGCAGCGACCCCCGGCCGCGGCCAUGCCCAAGCGGGGCUGCCCCUUCGGGGACGUGGCCCCGCUGCAGCUCAAGGUCCGCGUGGGCCCGAAGGAGCUGAGCCGCGGCGUGUGCGGCGAGCGCCACUCCCGGGAGGUCUUCGAAAGGACCAGGCAGCUCCUGUUCCGUGGAGCCCAGGCCUACAUGGACCAUGUGUGGGAUGAAGGUUCGCCAGAGAGCUGCACCCUUGUCCACCUGCCUGAGUCCCCGAAGCCCAGCCCCACAGGUGUCCCAGGGGUCACCAGUGGGCAGAUGCUGAUCGGACCGGGUGGCCGCCUGCUGAGGAGCCAUGUCCAGGCCUCAGGGGCCGACCCAUCGGAGGCAGCGUCCAGGGCCUGCUCCUCGUGCGUUCGCAGUGUGGACGGAAAGGCGGUCUGCAGCCAGUGUGAGCGCCCCCUGUGUGGUCGGUGUCUGCGCACCUGCUGGGGCUGCGGCGCCGUGGCCUGUGCCCUGUGCUCCGCUGUUGAGAAGUCUGUCAUCACUGGUGUGACUGUCGCUCACGGCUCCACAGCCAGGGAUGCCCCCACUCCACGCUGGCGUCCCUCACCCGGCAGCCCCUCCUCUCACCACCAGGAAUGUCCUGGAGUCCAGGCUCACUGGCCAGAGGCCUGCUCCUACCUCCAGCAGUUUCCAGGCCAGGGACCAACACCCCUUCCUGCAUGGUGGCUGAGCCCAUCCCUGCAGGACAAUCGCCCUCCGACCCUCCUUGCAGCGGGUUGGGCCCCAUCUGAGAGAUGAGGGGGCUCGGCUGUGGCCCUCCUGCUCUCUGUGCAGGACCAGCUGACAGCAGUGGGGGACCCUAUGGGGCGUGCACAGGGGUGCAGUGCUGAGGGGCUUCCACCAGGUGGCGUCAGGAGCACGCUCUGUUCAGAGCGGGUUCCCAGCAGGACUGGGACUGGUGAUGCCAUGGAAGGGGGCGUCCCCUCUGGUCCCGUGUCCCACUCCUGCUGUAUACCUUGAGCAGGCCACCCUCCCAGGGUCUGCGCUUUGCCAGUCUGGGGUUUAGGGUCUGGCCGUGGACAGGAUUGUGACCUUGGCCCCACCUCUGAGCCCAGUGUGGUUCCAGUCCUUCCUGGUGGUCGGGGGUCUCGUUCCCAGCUCAGCCCAGUGGGCUGCUGCUGGGGCUAGAGAAUCAGCAAUGGCUGUGUGCAGUGGGCUGAGUCGUGUCCCUCAGAUGUACCUGUGAAUGUGACCUGUGUGGAAAUAGGGUCCGUUAACACGAGGCCAUAGAGGAGUAGGGUGGGUCCUCACACCACCUGAGUGGUGUCCUUACGAGGCACAGGGCUGGCCUUUGGUGGCAUGAUGCGUCUCCAAGCCGAGAAACCACCAGAAGCUGGGAGAGUGGCCUGGACCAGUGCGCCUGCGGCCCCCAGAAGCACGACAGAGCUCUGUAGCUGUGAGCCUCACGGCGUGUGGUACUUUGUUAUGGCAACCACAGCACUCAGGCACCACGCAAACCAGACUCCUCCCUCAGGACACAGACCUCCUAGAAGGUGUCCGAGACCAGGCCGGGCUUCAGGUUAGCCCCCUAAAAGGCCAGCCCAUGUCCCUGUGCCCUGCACGCCCCUCCUCAGGAACUGGUGGCCUUGGGCAUCGGGUUCCUGGUGGGCUCGGCUCCCCUGUGAGGCAGGUGGAUGCUCCGGAUGCUGCUGUGACCCUGGGGCUAGGCUUUGACCAUUGGGCAGGUGGGAACAGGACAGGGUGGUGGGGCCGUGCUGACCACAGGGUUCCCCGUGUGUCCUGGCUAUAGCACCCUGAGAUCCCAGUGGGGCCUGGGCCAUCAGGGCUGGGGGUCUAGAGCACCAUUCUUCCUGGCCACCUCCCCAAACCCCCAGGACUCCGGGGGGCUUGGCUCUUGUGAUGGGCUCCUCUGCCCAAUGCCCCUAAAACUGGCCAUGGGGAGGCACACCCACACUCCCCCCUCACUGCUGAGGUGGGUGAGGAUGAAUGGGGGAGGGGCUGCACUAACCCAGGCCCCUCCCGAGACCAGAUGCCUAGGAAGGGCCAGUGGGGGCAGCCCAGGGUGCCUCACCAUCCUUCAUGGAGCCCUGCAGGGCCAGGGGCUGCGGGACACAGGACCAGCCCUAGGCACAGGCCCGCUGGACGGCCCGCACCGCUCGCUACACAGCACCAACCAUCCAGCCAGGUGGCAGUGCUGACGGGAGCUGGCCAGCUCCCCCAGGGCGCAUGCGCCGUAACCCCACGUGGCACAACCAGACAACCCAAACUUGAAAAGCAGUUUUUAUUGAAGAAUUUGGAGGGAGAGCUUCAUAUUAUAAUAAAAAUACUAAAGUUGAAUGUUGUAAAAAAAAUGCCAUGGGAGCAGCGCGGCGGCCAGCUGAGGGUGCGGGAAGGUCAGGGGCCGCCCCUUCAGAAGGGGGUCAGGCCGGGGGUCACGGCGGGUGCUGUGCCCGGCGGGGCCUGGGGGCAAACAGCGGAAACGGAAGCCUCUAAGAAGGACAAGUGCUAUGUGGGGGGCUAGGCAAGGAGGGAGACAGACGAUCAGACGGAACAUGGGGUGGGGGGGCUGGGGCCCUUCCUGUUACUAAGAUUAAAAACAGCCCCCAAAUGCAUUUAACAGCAUAAUACACGGGGACAAAUUUAAACCUUGUUCCUCUGUCAUGGGGGUGGGGAGCCCCGCCUCCUCGAGGUCACUGCCACGAGGGGGCAUGGCCUAAGUGCAGGGGCCAGAAGAGGGCUCCAGGGGACCCAGAGCGACGAGCUUGUGGUGCCCGCUGGGCCGAGGCGAUGGACCCUGGGGCAGGACAGCCAGGGCCAGUGAGGGGCCGGGUGAGGUUGGAGGCAGGCCCACCCACCCACAGCCCACCGCCCGUGGCUGUAGACAUCCUGAACGUUUUCCUAGGUUCACCUAACUGUUCUGAGUGCCAACGCUGCAUCUGGAGGACAACCUGGAUGAAAUAAAUUAAGAAAA